Molecule: messenger RNA, 1224 nt
Organism: Aegilops tauschii subsp. strangulata
Lineage: Eukaryota; Viridiplantae; Streptophyta; Magnoliopsida; Poales; Poaceae
Product: hydroxyethylthiazole kinase
Biological process (GO): thiamine biosynthetic process
Molecular function (GO): hydroxyethylthiazole kinase activity; ATP binding; magnesium ion binding
Source: RefSeq, a predicted model, not a curated record
UCCUCCCUCUCUACACCGCUGGGUGGGACCCCCGUGCGCCGCCAACCCCGCCGCAUAACCAAAUCAAUCCCCCACCCACGGCGAGCGUCACCGCCCGUAGGCCGUCGGCAUGGACGAGGAGAGGACGGGGGCGUGGUGGGGCCGCCGCGCGUGGGCGCUUCUGUCGGCCGUCCGCGAGCGGUCGCCGCUGGUGCAGUGCAUCACCAACCUCGUCUCCAUGGACAUCGCCGCCAACGCCCUCACCGCCGCCGGCGCCUCCCCCGCCAUGCUCCACUGCCUCCGCGAGAUCCCCGACUUCACCCCGCGCUGCCACGCCGUCUACAUCAACGUCGGCACCCUCUCCGAGGACUGGCUCCCCUCCAUGCGCGCCGCCGCCUCCGCCGGCCGCCCCUGGGUGCUCGACCCCGUCGCCGCCGCCGCCUCCGGAUUUCGUAUGGAGGCCUGCCUCGAGCUCCUCGCACUCCGCCCCGCCGUCGUCAGGGGCAACGCGUCCGAGAUCCUCGCCCUCGCCACCCGCUCAGACUCCUCCACCUCCUUCAAGGGUGUGGACAGUUCACAUGACUCAGGGGAGGCCCUACAAGCCGCGAAAGCAUUGGCACGGUCCAGCGGGGCAGUCAUUGCGGUAUCUGGAGCAGUUGAUUUCAUCACGGAUGGUGAGCAGGUCCUCAGUGCUAGCAAUGGUGUGGCAAUGAUGCAGAAGAUCACGGCGACAGGGUGUGCUGUGACUGCUCUUAUAGCGGCUUUUAUCGGGGCAGAUCCUUCCGAUGCUCUAGCCGCAGCGGCAUGUGCGCUCGCCAUCUUUGGACUUGCUGGAGAGAUAGGGAUGGAGUCAGCGAAGGGACCUGCCUCUCUCAGGAUGCAUCUCAUCGAUGCUCUCUACGGUCUCGACGAGCAGACCGUCACAUCUGGAGUAAAAAUUGCGCUGCUGCCGUAAUGCGUGUGUGCCGUGGCUAUCAGUGUUGUAGGAGGUACAGAGUCUGGAGUAAUCUGCAGGAUCGUUUCGUCUCUUUGGUGCUUGGAAAACUGUGAAGCAGAUCGGGUCAGAUUGGCUGUCAGAUCACUCAUCCAUGUGUACCACCCCCCAUCAAUAAUCCGGUGACCAUCCCGGCUGUAGUAAGUACGUACAUAGUUGUCAAUUGUGAUCGAGUAAGCUCUUUUUUUCCUUCAAAGAAUAUAAGAGAGAAUCUUAUCAAGAAGUCAAUCAAGGAUAUCGUUCUUUGCGAA